Talaromyces proteolyticus is the source of this 1059-nucleotide messenger RNA. RefSeq names its product NAD dependent epimerase/dehydratase. The transcript is spliced from 2 exons. Gene Ontology annotation, molecular function: oxidoreductase activity, acting on the CH-OH group of donors, NAD or NADP as acceptor. NCBI's taxonomy places the organism in Eukaryota, Fungi, Ascomycota, Eurotiomycetes, Eurotiales, Trichocomaceae. The record is from RefSeq and is a predicted model, not a curated record. Bases 1 to 1059 code for a protein of 352 amino acids.
AUGGGACCACAAACGCAUCUUGUGACAGGCGGCAGUGGGUUCAUUGGCAUUUGCAUAGUCAAUCAGCUCUUAGAAGCUAGAUACGCUGUGCAUGUUACGGUGCGAAGUAUAAAAAAUGGCCCAAAGGUUCAACCACUGCUAGACUUACAGGAAAAGUACCCAGGGAAACUCACACUCUUUGAGGCGGAUUUGCUAAAGCCUGGUUCCUUUGCAGCUGCGAUGGAGGGAUGUUCAAUUGUCCAUCAUGUCGCUUCCCCCUUCCUGAUGGCCGAGAAGAUCAUCGACGGACAAAAAGAAAUGGUUGAACCAGCCGUUCAAGGGACCCAAAAUGUCCUGAAUUGCGUGAACAGUACAGAGAGCGUUGGACGGGUCGUGUUGACGUCAACAGUUGGUGCUAUUUUUGGGGACUAUAUUGAUGUUAUGAGCAUGAAUAACAACACGCUACAUGAGACCUACUUUAAUGAAUCGAGCUCUGUAACUCACAACCCGUAUCAUUAUUCCAAAAUCUCGGCUGAAAAGGAGGCAUGGAAGAUUCAAAAGGCCCAAUCACGAUGGGACAUGGUGGUGAUAUGCCCAGGCUUAGUAUUGGGGCCCUCUCUAACAGCUGGAUCUGAUUCUGGAAGUCUCUUUUUGCUCGAUGAACUUUUUACCGGCCAACUGUGGUUCGGCGUUCCUGACUUGAGCUUCUGCACAGUCGACGUGAGGGAGGUUGCCACCGCACACAUCAACGCAUCGAUUAAUCCAUCAUCAAGUGGGAGAUACAUCAUAUGCCACAAAGAUAUGACAAAAUUCAUCGAUAUCUCCAAACAUCUCAGAAAGCAGGCCAAGAAUCGAAUGGCUCUUCCUCAACACCAGCUGCCAACUUUGUUAGUUUGGUUCAUUGGGCCACUGUUCGGUUUAACACGCAAAUGGAUGCGUGCGAACCUAGGAAUUCAAUUCUCCGUGGAUAAUGAACGAAGCAUUAAGGAGCUUGGUAUUGCAUAUCGGCCUCUAAUCGAAACCCUCGAUGACCACUACAAGUCAUGGGUCGCCCAGAAGGAAUCAAAGAAAGAAAAAUAG